Molecule: messenger RNA, 2533 nt
Organism: Megalobrama amblycephala (Wuchang bream)
Lineage: Eukaryota; Metazoa; Chordata; Actinopteri; Cypriniformes; Xenocyprididae
Gene: faim2a
Product: Fas apoptotic inhibitory molecule 2a
Exons: 12
Coding region: 137-1060 (307 amino acids)
Biological process (GO): negative regulation of apoptotic signaling pathway
Cellular component (GO): Golgi apparatus; membrane; endoplasmic reticulum
Source: RefSeq, a predicted model, not a curated record
ACUUUUUAGCUUGCUUACGGUUCGCGUUUGUCAUUUCCGGAAACACAGGAUGUACGUCAUUGGACGAUUGAGUUCAUUGUUUUUACCUUUACUUGGGGAUCUCGAGUGUCACAUUAGCUGUUACAGUAAGUAGACCAUGAGUCUGCCAGCAGCUCCACCCAGCUAUGCUGAAGCUACAGCAGGAGAUAAAGAACAAGGAGCUGGUAGCUUCAGUUACGCUUCCCAGCCGCCCCCAAUGCCACCACCAACCAUGCCCAUGCACCCCAGCUGGGCUUAUGUGCAUCCCGGCCCUAGUCCAGGAUAUUCCAGCGCUUAUGCUGCAGACAUGUCCUCACCCUUCUCUGAUCCGAGCUCCGGCAGCAGCUUCGACGGCCUCAGUGGAAGCAACUGGGAGGACAAGAAUGUCCGCCGAAUGUUCAUCAGGAAGGUCUUCUGUAUCCUAAUGGUUCAGCUCAUGGUCACGUUUGGUGUGGUGUCGCUCUUUACAUUUUGUGAACCAGUCCGGAAGUUUGUACAGUACAAUCGGGUUUUCUAUCUGACCUCAUACAUGACUUUCAUGGGAACAUACCUGAUGCUUGUAUGCAGCACAAAUGCACGACGAAGAUACCCUACCAAUAUGAUCCUUCUAUCCAUUUUUACUUUGGCAAUGUCCUAUAUGGCUGGCAUGCUCGCCAGCUAUCAUAAUACCAAAGUGGUGAUGUUGAGUGUGGGCAUCACAGCACUGGUGUGUCUGGCCAUCACACUCUUCUGUUUCCAAUCCAGGGUUGACUUCACCACCUGUCACGGAUUACUUUUCUCUCUCAUGAUGGUUCUGAUGAUAACCGGGCUUCUGCUGUUCUUCACUGCACCAUUUGGAUAUAUACCCUGGUUGCAUACUGCUUAUGCUGGAUUUGGUGCUCUGGUUUUCACUCUGUUCCUGGCAUUCGACAUGCAGCUGCUGAUUGGCAACAGGCGAUACUCUCUGAACCCAGAGGAGCAUGUGUUUGGAGCCAUCUGCCUCUACAUGGAUGUGGUCUACAUAUUCCUCUUUUUCCUUCAGCUCUUUGGGAGCCGUGAGUGAGGUGUUCAUGCUAUGUCUGGGCUUGAGCCUUUGUCCUCUGUUACACACACACACACACACACACACACACACACCCCCCCUUCUCAGUUACUCCAAGGUUUGGUGAGGAGUGAACAGUCUUCCUUCAUUCUGUGUGGCAGUUAAAGUUUGAUGUGUGCUGUUGUUUUCCUUCUGGUCAUGGUUAGGCAGCUCUUUGCACACCUAGUAUGCACCCUUGCUGCAAGAUAACCAUACUACCAAUCAGAUAUACACAUGCUGUUCAGGGUAGACAAUCACUGCACAUCAUUUUUGUGAUUUGAAAUGCCCUUCAUCAGCAUUAAAAAAAAAAAAAAGUUUAGAAUUCCAGCAUUCAAUAAUGAGGAAAAAAAUCAAUGUGUGUUUGGGUGUGAUUUAGUGGGGAAUAUAGUGACUUGAUUAUUGUCCCCUUGUUUGCACGUUGUUUAGUUGAAAUGAAUCUUAAACCUCGCUGGCAGUCGCUAAAUGUGUAACAGUCCUUUCAACCUGAGUUUUGUCAAUCAGCAACAUUGUGCAGUGAAAUUAUACCAGAGGCAGAUAGGCCCAUAUGUGACACUUUGUUUUCCUCUUGUGCAAUAACAUGCUCUUGACUGGGGGACUGAAGCUUGACCUUACAGGAACUUGUUGUGGUCAGUAAAUAUUUUGUGCCUCUGAAUGCUGGAUGAUAAUGAGGUUUCAGUGCUGUUGUAUGGAGCCAGUGCAGAUUUAUGAAAAAUAUAUUGUGUGCCAAAUAUAACUCCUGUUAUGAGGUGAUGGCACUUGGUCCAACAGGUCAACUGUGAGGUCUUCAAUAUAUGUCUAUAUAUUCCCUGGUAAAUUAACUCAUGAGUAUGUGAUGCUUGGGAGUUUUUACUCAUUUUCAAGUCUCUUAAUUGCUUUUAUUGUAAUUUUCUAAUUCACCUUUAAGUAAAAUGUUUUAGAUGCUAUAGGGUUAGUUCACCCAAAAAUUAAAAUUCUGUCAUUUAUUACUCACCCUUGUGUCGAUCCACAUCUGUAAGACCUUCAUUCAUCUUCAGAACAAAAAUUAAGAUCUUUUUGAUGAAGUCAGAGAGGUUUCUGUUUCUCCGUAGAGAUCCAACGCAACUACCACUCCAAGGUCCAGAAAGGAAAAACAUCAAAAAAGUACUCCAUGUGACUCCAGUGGUUCAAUUUUAUGGAGUGACAUGAGUGCUUUGUUUGCAAAAAAAAAAAACAUAAUUUACCACAUUAUUUACAAAAUAACAUUAUCCAAAGCAUUCACAGAACAAUGUCAGCUCUCGCAUGAACACAAAACACGUGUCGUGAACACUCGCGUUGAUGUGAGAGUCUGAACCAAGCAGCAACCUCCCCGUUUCUCUUGAAGCCAAUACACUUAAACUGCAAUUCAUCGACUGGCCGCUAGGGACAAGCUCCAAAAGAGAGCAGAAUCUCAUUGAGCCCCAUGUUAAAAUGCCCAACUUUACAGCAGAAAAAACAUGU